AUGGGAAAAGCUCAUGUGGGCUUAGGAAUGACUUUAAACCCAAUAAACACAUUUCUAGGAGCUGGGGGUCAAGGAAGGUUUGUGAUAAGUCUUGGUAUAUGGUUUUCAAACCCACCGCGAGGGUACCCCCCAGUUGCCUUGAGACAGUUUGUUAUUUAUGAUAAUGCCCCACGAGUUUCGGGGACGCCUGAACCGUGUGGUGCGAGGAUUGCGGCUCAGGCUGACCAAUGGUCCCCUGAGGCCUGUGAGGAAUGCAGCUUCGAUGGACUUGGUGUCUCUGGGACCUACGAGGAUUGCGGCUCAGAUUGA
Prunus armeniaca (apricot) is the source of this 309-nucleotide messenger RNA. The record is from the annotation of a GenBank genome assembly. Lineage: Eukaryota; Viridiplantae; Streptophyta; Magnoliopsida; Rosales; Rosaceae.